This is a messenger RNA of Mugil cephalus (flathead mullet), 5760 nucleotides long. Its product is annotated as nidogen-1-like. The record is from RefSeq and is a predicted model, not a curated record. Lineage: Eukaryota; Metazoa; Chordata; Actinopteri; Mugiliformes; Mugilidae. Gene Ontology annotation, molecular function: calcium ion binding. Gene Ontology annotation, biological process: cell-matrix adhesion. The coding region runs from base 72 to 4085 and encodes 1337 amino acids. The transcript has 20 exons.
CCGCUGUGCACCGCUGCAUCGCUUCACCUCCUCCCGGCUUCAUUCACUGGGGUGACCGCUGAGGCUGAACCAUGAGUCCCGGGUCCUGGAGUCUCCUGCGGGUCUGGUCCUGCUUGCUGAGCCUGGGCGUCCUGUCCUGGGCCCUGGAGCCGGAGGAGCUCUUUGAAUUCGGGGAAGAUGCCGGAGACCUGCAGCUGGUGUCCGGGUCCGACUCCACCGCGGAGCUCCCUCUCAACCAGAGCCUCAUGUUCUUCGGAGAAACUUUCGACCAAGUUUAUAUUAACACCAAUGGAUUUGUAGCUGUUGCUGCACCUCCCUCAGAGGACGAGUAUCUGGGAAACAUGCCCAGCAAUUUCAAAAUGAUUGCAGCGCUCCUGGGGAACCUGGACAACAGCGACGGACAGGGGAGAGUCUACUUUAGGCAGGACAACAGUCCAGACAUAUUGAGUCGAGCUGCAGAUCACAUCAGGCAAGCUUUCCCCAGGGACGAGGGCGUGAAGCCCACCAACACCCUCAUCGUCACCUGGGAGAACAUGGCUGCCCACAUGACGUCUCGACGAGGCGAUGAACUGGAUGUCAAGAGGAACACUUUCCAGCUGGUUAUAGCCUUCAUGGAGUCGUCCUCCACUGCCAUCCUCCUAUACCCCAGAGACGGCCUGCAGUUCCUGUCCACAUCCAUAGCUGGAGAGAGUAAGAUGCUGGAGGCUGGCUUCAAUGAAGGCAUCGUGUCAGGCUGGUUCUGGAAUACCAAACAGGGGACGUACUUGCGCACCACCACCGAUGAAGAGGAUUCCAUCCAGAAACUUAUGAAAAAGACAAACUCAGGACGAAAUGGAGUUUGGGUGUAUGAGAUUGGUUCCUCUCCGUUCUUCGUUGCCAUCACCCCAGGGAUGGUCAGUAUUUCUCCUGAGGAUGAGGACGCCAUGGCCAAACCUCCUGUGACCAUGCUGCCUAGGCAGCCUGAUGAGCCUUGGGCAGUGGACUUCUCACCCUCUGAAACCCAGAUGACAGGAGCUACUGAAGCAGUUCCAAGUCCAUCGGAAAAUGAGGACUUUGCAACUGCGAGUCCAACUGAGCCCAGUUACAUAGAGGCCGAGACCUUCACCACUGCAGAGCCAUUUUAUAAAGAACCCGCCCAAGAAGUUGAGGAAGAAUACCCUGAAUCAGAGACCACCACACCAACUUUCACCAGCACUGAAAGGGUUCAACAAAUAUAUCCGGAUCCUACUGAGGCAGGAAUCCUGGAUCCGCCUGAACCAACAUACCGUGAGACCCCAUCACCAAGAUACACCGUUCCCGAACCCAGUGAGCCGAGAUACUUUCCAGACGAGUCGAGGAACCCUGACGCUGUUCCAGUCGAACCGCGGUACACCAACCCCGAGCCUGUCCAGCCGGUGCCACCGCAUUCACGUACCCACCAGCCCCAGGUUGUUGUGGUGGAUGAGGACGAGCUGAAUGUCAACGUGUUUUCAUACAAUUUGGAGACGUGUGUCCACAAUAGGCAAAAAUGCUCGGCAUUCGCUGACUGCCGGGAUUAUAGCAACGGGUACUGCUGCCACUGUAGGCCUGGUUUCUAUGGUAACGGGAAGGACUGUGUUGCUGAAGGUAAACCCCAGAGGAUGAAUGGAAAGGUGAACGGUCGAGUGUUCGUGGGGGACUCUCCUUCACCGGUGGAGCUCAGUAACAACGAUCUGCACUCCUACGUGGUUGCAAAUGAUGGUCGAGCAUAUGUUGCCAUCAGCAACAUCCCAGAGAGCGUGGGCCCCUCCCUGCAGCUGCUGUCGUCCCUGGGGGGAGUCAUCGGUUGGGCCUUCGCCUUGGAGCAGCCCGGCCACCACAACGGCUUCAGACUCAUUGGUGGAGUAUUUUUGCGUCAGGCUGAGGUGAUUUUCUACCCUGGUAAUGAGCGUCUGAACAUUAAGCAGCAGUUUAAAGGAAUUGACGAACACGACCACCUGGUGGUGAGCACCGAGCUGGAUGGACGUCUGCCUGCCGUCCCGCUGGGAUCCUCUGUCCAGAUCAACCCGUACAAGGAGAUCUACCAGUACGACAGAAACCUGAUCGUUUCCUCCUCCAACCGUGACUACACCAUCACCUCUCCUGAUGGCGUCGUCCAGACCAGAAGCUACAAGUGGCGUCAGACCAUCACCUUCCAGAGCUGCCCCCACCACGACGCCACGGGGCCGGCACUGUUCACCCAGCCCCAGCAGCUCAGCGUGGACCAGAUCUUUGUGAUGUUCGAUGCUGACAACAGUCUCAUCCGUUACGCCAUGAGUAACAGGAUUGGCUCCAUUAACAGCGGUCUUCCAGAGCAGAAUCCGUGUUUCACGGGCCGACAUGGUUGCGACGUCAGUGCAGUGUGCAGACCCGGCGAAGGCCUCCAGUUCAGCUGUGAAUGCACGGCCGGUUUUUCUGGAGAUGGACGCUACUGCCACGAUAUCGACGAGUGCCGGGAGACUCCUCAGGUGUGUGGACCCAACGCUUUCUGCACCAAUCAGCCUGGAGCUUUCCGCUGUGAAUGUCGCGUCGGCUUCGUGUUCGCCAGCGAUGGAAAGGCCUGCAUCGAGGAGAACCGUCCGGUGGACCACUGCCAGAGAGGAAGUCAUGACUGUGAUGAUCCGGGCAGAGCUCUGUGCAGCUACACCGGAGGUUCGGCCUUCGUCUGCUCCUGCCUGCCGGGGUUCACAGGCGACGGCCGGGUGUGUCGUGACGUAGACGAGUGUCAACAGGAGCGAUGCCACCGCGACGCCUCCUGCUCCAACACACACGGCUCAUACACCUGUCAGUGUCAUCGCGGUUUCCACGGAGACGGCUUCCAGUGCAGCCCCUCAGAGCGUGAGAAGACCCAGUGUGAACGCCAACGAGAGAGCGCCCAGGACGCCUCCUCCUCCUCCUCCUCCGGCUCCAGCAUCCUCUCCUUCUUCCGACCCCGGCCGGCCGUGGGCCAGUACGUCCCCCAGUGCGACGAGGCGGGGGCCUACAAGCCCACCCAGUGCCACAGCAGCAUCGGACAGUGCUGGUGUGUCAACGCCAACGGCAACGAGAUUCCCAACACCCGCACCGGACCUGGGAGCGUCCCUCUCUGCAUCGACCACACGGUGACCCCCCCUCCUCCGGUGGGUCCGACCCCGCGGCCCGACGUCCACCCCGUCGCUGCCGGGACACACCUGCUGUUCGCCAUGAGCGGGAGGAUCGAGCAGAUGCCGCUGGACGGGAGCAGCAUGAAGAAGGAGGAGGCCAAACCUCUGCUGCACAUCCCUGACCGAGUGGUGAUCGGCUUGACCUACGACUGUGUGGAGAAGAUGGUGUACUGGACGGACAUCACGGGGCCGGCCAUCAGUAAGGCCAGUCUGAGCGGAGGAGACGUCAUCCCAGUCAUCACCAAAGAGCUGCAGAGCCCUGAAGGCAUCGCCAUCGACCACGUCACUCGCCUCCUCUUCUGGACCGACUCGGUGCGGGACACAAUAGAGGUCUCCAAGCUGGACGGGAGCCAACGCCGAGUCCUGUUCGACACGGACCUGGUCAACCCCCGACCCAUCGUCACCAACCCAGCGUACGGGCGUCUUUACUGGGCAGACUGGAACAGAGACGGACCCAAGAUUGAGAUGUCCAACAUGGAUGGGACCGAGCGGGUCGUCCUGGUAAAAGACGACCUGGGGCUUCCCAAUGGUUUGACCUUUGACUCUGAAAACCAGCAGCUGUGUUGGGCCGACGCAGGCACUCGCAGGGUGGAAUGUAUGGACCCUCACCGGAGGCUGAGGAGGCAGAUCUCUGAAGGCAUCCAGUACCCCUUCGCUCUGGUCUCCUCUGGAAGGAGGCUCUACUACACAGACUGGAGGAGGGAGGCCGUGUUGGCUCUGGACCUUCAUUCGGAGAAAGAGAUGGAAGAGUUUGUGCCUCAGAAACGCUCUCGGCUGUACGGCAUCACCACCACACCGACGCAGUGUCAGCAAGCCUUUAACUACUGCUCAAACAACGGCGGCUGUUCUCACCUGUGUCUCCCUCGGCUCGGAGGAUUCACCUGUCGCUGCCCAGACGCCAACGACGCCAACGCCAUCAACGGCUGCGUGGAGAGGAACCCGUGAGUCUGCAGAGCGGCCGACGCUGGGACCAACCAAACAAAACACAAACACACUUUACUAUAUUUUGUGUUUUCUACUUUUCUUACUUGAACGUUUCCGCCAUGAUUUUAGAGUCUCGUGUUGUUUUUUACGGUCUGUACUUUACUUCAGCUGAAAUGAGUUCGCUCAGAUUCGCUUCAUGAUCUGAUUCCUGUGCAAAAAAAAAACAAACAAAAAAAAAAACAGUUAACCUAAAACACUGAUAAAUAUUAGAAAAGGUACUGAACGGUAAUCUUCACGUUGUAUUUAUAGUGUUUUGUUGCUUUUCUACUAGUUGAGGUCUGAAAGAUUUGUGCGAGGAACAAUCUGUGCCCUGAACAAAGUUCCCAGUGGUCUGGAAAAUGUUUGACAUUUUGAGAAAUACCUUAAAGGUUUGUUGCUUUUAUCAUUUCAGAUGAAAACGUCUUUGGUUCUUGAGUUCUGUGAAGUUUUAAAUGAAUUUGACGAAUCAGGUCAAAUUAAAAGGAGGUGAUUCUGCUUCAUCUAAUAAUAAUAAUAACUAUGACCCUGUUAGAGAAUCAGAGGCGUUUCAUUUGUCAGAGCAGUUAAUAAAACUCAAUAGCAAACUCAACUUUUCAUUUUAUUUACACACCAAUUUGAGACUUCAGUUAAAACUUAUUCUAACGUUUGCUCUAAAACCCACUGUCUAUUUUUUGUAUGUACGUGUAAAUAUCUAAUGUCUAGACAUCUUUUUUUUUUAAACGGUGCUGAUGUUAGCCUGAGAUGACGAUGAUUACUGUGAAGCUCAGGUUUGUUCAAUGAACCAAAGUAAAGAAACAACUGUGACGGCAACGUCUUCGAUCCUCAAAGCUACGUAUGAAAAAUGAAGUGGUUCUCUUUAAAACUCAACUCAAGGAUUAUUAACGAAUAUGUUCCCGAGGCUGGUGGACGGAAGGUUUUAUUGUAGCAUUAAACCUGAACACCAGAUUAUUUUCAUAUCAUUUUAAUAUUCAGACUUUUCCAACUUGCUGCUGCAAAGAAAUCAAACUGUAGCUUGUUUUAGGUGAAAGAAAAUGGGAUUAUUUGGCAUCCUAUGGACAAUUUUAAAGUAAUUGUGAGCAGCUAAGCUAAGCUAAGCUAAUCAGUGUCUUCAGACUUAAACAGGACUGAAUGUUCUUGCAGCAGCAGAAUUAACUUCUGUAGUGAAACCGUGAGUUGAGUUGAGUCAAAUUGUGUCACUUCCUUGUGAGACAACAGUAAAGUGAAUAUAUUCACAAAAAUAUUUGAUAUGUGUGAAUUUAUUGGCAGGUAUUUGUCAUAAUUCUCUUCGUGGACAGAAUUAUUUCAGUGAGUACAUACUGUCGCUUUGAGGAACUCACCUCAGGUUUUAUAUAUAUAUAUAUUUUUGUUUUGUAGUAACUCAAACCUGGUCAGGGAAGAACAUCCAGCGGGGUUUAAUUACUACUUAACAUUUCUAACAACAGUUUGUGAUAAAAGCCUUGAAGUGAUCCAAUCUUCACUGGUACAGUAUAAAAGUAUUUAGAGAAAACUGUGUGUCAGAUGUGACUGCAGUGGCACCGACUAGUAAAACUGUGUUUAGUGUUGUUGUUGUCGGGUUUUUAUGUUCCUCAGGAUGAGUCUGUGUCUGCAUCGGCCAAAGAGGGGACGUUAAAGCCUGAAAUAAAACAUUUUUAAUGUA